Messenger RNA from Rhipicephalus microplus (southern cattle tick), 5296 nucleotides. Its product is annotated as receptor-type tyrosine-protein phosphatase T-like. Lineage: Eukaryota; Metazoa; Arthropoda; Arachnida; Ixodida; Ixodidae. The record is from RefSeq and is a predicted model, not a curated record. Gene Ontology annotation, biological process: protein dephosphorylation. Gene Ontology annotation, molecular function: protein binding; protein tyrosine phosphatase activity.
GGUCCCGACGAUAAGGAAUAUACUUCGACUAUGCCAUCAAAGAAGUUCUAUUUACCAAUUUAAUCACUCAUCCACAGCCUGUGAAAAAUUAUCCAGGAGUUUACAGGCUGGAAGUUUCCGAGUAAAUAUUACCCUCACUCCUCAACAAAUUUGUUUUGGUGCCGUGUGCAAGGUACGACUCUCUCGUAUGUUGGUUCACCAGCCAUGUACAACAACAUAAACGAGGGACCACACUUUCUGCCUAUGAACUACACUGUGACAGUAAGCCUCGGCGAGAGGUUGACCCUUGAAGUCAAGAAGGUGCCCGGCGAAGACAGAGUUGGUCGAGUGUCUUCUUGGGUAAAGGUUGACGCUGAGGGAAAGGCCGUAGAGCAACUUACAAGUACCGGCGACUUGUCCACAGUGUGGACUGCACCGAGCAGAGCCCGCUUGGACUACAACGGGGUGUACGUCGCUAAUGGAGAGAACACAAAGGCCCCCGGAAAGAAUCGAGGCAUCUUCAGAGUUAUCGUGCGCAGCUGCCCUGAUGGCAUCUACGGUCCCAACUGCGAUUUUGUGUGCCCGAAAUGCCAGAAUGGCGGCGUCUGCCAUGACAUCACUGGGCAGUGUAUAUGUCCACCCGGCUUCAGGGGACAGACGUGCAAUGAAGCCUGUGGCGACGACUUUUUCGGGAAGUACUGUACUCGUCGUUGUUCGGACACGAAUCAAGACAAGAAGCAAAGGACUUGCAGAGGCAUACUCAUGUGCUUACCAGACCCUUACGGCUGCUCGUGCGGCACGGGCUACCACGGCCCUUUAUGCGACGAGACGUGUCCGCCCAACCAAUAUGGAGCUGACUGCAAACAACAUCGAGUAUGCUUCUGCGAGGUGGGCGAGUUCUGCGACGUCUACACAGGCACGUGUCGCCGGGGCCUAGGCAGGUGUCCGGCUGGCUGGAAAAACUCACCAUACUGCGAUCAAAGCUAUCCUCUUCUGAACGAUGCACCAGUUGUUAGUGAUGUAACCAACAAAGAAGCAACAGUACGAUUCCGGGCAUGGCGCCGUGGUACUGAUAUAGGCGAGGGAAAUCCUGUGCGGUAUUGGGUUCAGUACAAGGCUGAAAAUGAAACCUGGAGGAGCACAGUGAUCAACGCAACGCGGACGCCGCAUGCUACAGUGGUAAAAGGACUUCGUAGUGGUACCUUUUACGAUCUCCGCGUAUUAGUCAUCGACGAAGACAACAAGUACAGGGAACAUGGGGCAAACGUGACUCGCUUCAGAACAGCUUGUGGAGAACCACAGCGACCUCCUCAAAAUGUAAACAUAAACAACAGCAGCACGAGCGAAAUCAUCGUCACGUGGACGAACCCCGGCAAGGAGUACUGGCAAUGCUGGAGUGUCAAUGUGGUACUCGAAGUGAAUGACACGCUGGUGGAGUUCAACUUGACUGAGUCGAGUGCGAAGUCCACUGACAUGUACAGGAUACCAACCACUCCCUACACAGCGGUGACAAUCCGACUGCGUCUGAGAACGCCGGACAAUAGAAACAGUUCGUGGACCAAACUACAGCGUGUCACCUCAGCCGAGGACGCUCCUGGAGUGGUGGCCUAUUUAAAACUUCUUCAGAAUGGCUCUCGGAAUGCUACUGUCUCCUGGGGACCACCGGAACAAAAAAAUGGCGUUAUCCGGAGCUAUCAAGUGGUCUACAGACCUUUGGCGCGGCGUGUACAACGAUGUACAGCACUAAACGACCCAGCCACAACGGUGAUGGUGUCACCGAUACGUCGCAGCGUCACCCUGACACCCUUGCAUCCGUACACCAAGUACCAUUUCUCCGUAGCAGCUCUCACCAUCAAGUACGGCCCUGAGAUGAAUGCCACUUUUGACACGGACCAAGCGAUCCCGGAAGGAGCACCAACUAAGCUGAACUACACAAAUACUUCACGGAACACCAACGUGCUAACAUGGGCCGAGGUACCCUGCGAACAACGCAAUGGUCCCAUCACCUCGUACUAUGUGGUAACGGACAGUGAAGACCCUUGGGAGACCGAGCUGCUAGAAAAGACGGUUAGUUGGACAUCGAUAACCUACCAGAACCUCCUGCCUUACACUCAAUACCGAGCCAAGGUGUACGCCGAGAACGGGGCUGGUCGAUCGCCAUUGUUCGCCUCCAUCAACUUUAAAACGCCACCUGCUCCUCCACAUGAACCCUUAGGCCUGGAGUAUGAUCAGCUUUCUCUAGACAGCAUAUUGCUCAAGUGGAAGACUCCAUAUCCGCCAACUGGUGUUCUGGAAAACUACAAGCUCAAACACUAUAACGUUAAGAGACGAGACCAGUUGACUGAGGCUGUUAUCACCCACAGCGUGUGCUAUACGAGAAAUCGAGAACCUCGACCAUGUUACACCAUUGGCGAACUGGAGGUUAACGCAACGUAUUAUUUCUCGGUGAGUGCUAAGAAUAUUGAUACGGACUAUUCACCAUACUCUGUCGAACUAGAAGUGGAAACCAGAGAAAUGGUGCCAGAGGCUCCCGCUAGUAUUAGGUCGACGGAGCAGACUGAGGACAGCAUGAAGAUACAAUGGGACCCGCCUGCCAGCAAGAACGGCGUGCUGAGAGGUUAUAAGCUUAACGCUUCCUUAACCCACACCUUCAAUGCAAUACUGGAAAAGUCUUGGUUCCCCAAGUCGGUGUUGCUAAAUAGUUCGGACCCACAGGAAUUUUACCUACGUGGCCUGUUUCCGGGGUCAACCUACUUGGUCUGUGUCCAAGCGAAAACCAGCGCUGGAUUUGGGAAUGCCACUUGUGACAACUUCAGCACCAAGGCUUCGAUUCCGGAAGUUCAGGUUGAGCCCAAGGUUGGAGCAAUUGUUAAUAAUACAGUUAGAGUUGUGCUGCACCCGGUGAACUUCAUGAAAGGACCAAUCACAGGGUACUACCUGGUCGUACUUCGUGAGGGCGGAACCAUUCCUCGACCCGUCAAGCUUGUCAACUACAGCACCGCGCAAGACAUGCGCCUUGGUUACUACGUUGCAGCCCACCUAACGCCCGAGCAAUUGAAUGAAGCGUUGGACUUUGUUGUCGGCGACGGUGACGUCAUCGGUGGCUUCAAAAACCCACCACUCACCGAUGCAAUGCCGUAUCGCUUUGGUCUGCUCGCCGAGACCAACUUUUCGGGGGAGGUGCUUUACGGGUACAGCCUCACAGCUCCUGUCAUUGUCAAUGGUGGUGGCAGCGCAGCCGGGGUUGGUGUCGUCAUCGGAGCCAUCCUCGUUCUACUCAUCCUCAUAAUCGCAGCGAUUGCACUCACCUUCUACUACGUACGGAAGCGGCAAGCUCUUGCGUAUCGGUCUAGGAGCCCGACAAAGCGAAGCUUGAAAAACCGUCUCUCGAGGCUUUCAAAGUUGGACGAAAACAGCAUGUCCGAAUCGCGCAUGACCUUGAACAUGGAGAGCAGCGACUCGGUCAACAUGACAGUCGUGGCCAACGGUGGCCUUCCGUCGAAGCCUGUCCCCCUGAAGCGGCUUCAGGACCACGUCAUUCAAGGUCAAGCGAAUGGCGUGCUUAAGGAAGAGUACAUGACUACACCAAAGGGACAACUGCAUCCAUGGAACGAGGCGAAAAAGGCUGAGAAUAAGCCCAAGAAUCGCUACGGAAACAUCCUACCAUAUGACCACUCGAGAGUUAAGCUGCUUCCUUUGCCCGACUUCGAAAAUACGGAUUAUAUAAACGCAAGCUAUGUGUCGGGUUACCGAUGUCCACGCAAGUACAUCGCGACGCAAGGCCCCAAGCAGUCGACACUGACUGAUUUUUGGCGAAUGGUAUGGCAAGAAGGCUCGUGUAAAAUCAUUAUGCUCACCAACCUUAAGGAGCAAGACAAGACAAAGUGUGAACAGUACUGGCCAGAGACCUCACAGAAGUACGGCAAAUUUAUGGUGACACUGAUGAAGGCAGACACCCAGGUCGACUUUGUAGUUCGGGAAUUCGAAAUUGCACUGGAAAACAAGACACGAACAGUGGUUCAGUUUCACUUCACCACAUGGCCAGACCAUGGCGUUCCUCUCUACCCAGACGCCCUGCUGCCAUUUCUCAGACGCAUUUGGGAUUUCCAGCCACAUGAUGACCACCCUGUCAUCGUUCAUUGCAGUGGGGGCAUUGGCCGCACGGGAACACUGGUCUUGGUGGACAGCAUGCUUUCUCAAGCAGAGGCAGAAGGUGAGGUGAAUCUCGUAGCCCAUCUCCACACCAUGCGCCAAAGCAGGGUCAACCUAGUCGAGUCGCUGGAGCAGUACAUCUUUGCCUACAUGGCUCUGGUGGAGAUUCUGUGCUCGAAAAAUCACAAGCUCUCCGUCAAAGAGUUCGUGACUUUGUACCAGAAACUUAAGGCCAAGAGUGCAGCAACCGGAAAGAGUGCCAUAGAUCUUGAGUACGAGGAACUAGCCCGAAUAUGCCCACUUCCUGACCCGGAAGAAUACAACACUGCACGGGACACAAGAAAUGCGGCCAAGAAUCGAUCGCCUAAGAUUCUCGCAUGUGACAGCAGGAGGCCCUUCUUAAGCGUCACAGCUGAUGGAUCCAAGACAGACUACAUCAACGCCAUCUAUGUGGAUGGUUUCAAGAGACGAAAAGCGUACCUCGUGACACAACUGCCUCUACCAGAAACGAUCGACGACUUCUGGGAAAUGUUCGCCACCAGUGGGUCUGUCACACUCGUCACGCUCGGUCCUCUCCAAGAUGAGACUACACCACAAUUCUGGCCGAGCCUGAAGACCACAGUCAAAUACGGAAAGGCUGUGGUGGAGCAGACCGACAGUCAAGACUUUCGAGGCCUCUUGGUGCGAACAUUUAAGGUCGUCUACGGGUCGCGACCAGCCCGUAUACUGAAGCAGUUCCACUCACAGUCCUGGAACAGGGCAAGCACUGUGCCAAGUUCCUGCGACCUGGUACUAGAGAUACUGCAACACGUCGACCGGUGGCAGAUGCAAGCCGAAGGAAGAGCAGUCGUGGUGCAAUGUCUGGAUGGCUGCCAGGAAAGUGGUCUGUACUGCGUGUGUGCAGCGAUAUGCGACCAGCUGAAGCUCGAACAAGAGCUCGACGUGUUCCGAUCCGUGCGCAACGUGCGCUGUAGCCGUCCUGAAUUCAUCGUUGACUCGGAACAAUACAGCUUUUGCUAUGACCUGGCUCUCAGCUUUCUGGACACAUUCGACACCUACUCCAACUUCCAGUGAACAAAUAGAGUGCUGCUUAUUUAUGGAUGCCGUUUUUUCUACUCACUGCUCCUAAGGACGCAGAAUCAAUGUAAUAAACAGUUUUAAGUAA